Molecule: messenger RNA, 4131 nt
Organism: Botrytis porri
Lineage: Eukaryota; Fungi; Ascomycota; Leotiomycetes; Helotiales; Sclerotiniaceae
Exons: 5
Coding region: 1733-3664 (643 amino acids)
Biological process (GO): molybdopterin cofactor metabolic process
Molecular function (GO): molybdenum cofactor sulfurtransferase activity
Source: RefSeq, a predicted model, not a curated record
ACAAAUGGACAUUGCCAGCACGGGUUUUGGUCAACAUGGCAAGUCUUUCACCAUCCCUUUCUCCAUUGCUCCAUCUUCUUUGGCAUUGCUUCGUCGGCAAUGGAUUUACAGAGACAGGCAACUUACAGUUCAACAAAGUCGGAUAACUUGACAGGUUUGAAAGAAGUGCUCACAUGCUACACUCUGGUUCCGACAAUAAUAUCUCAAAUUAUUGGGCAUCACGUAUACACGUGAUUGACAUCGCCACGAAUUUAAUGUUACAACACAAAACUUCUAUAAGCUUGAGGCGCGUAACACCUAAAGUUUAAUUCACUUUUGACUGUCACGACAUAUCCUUUUCUUUUUAAGUUCCGAGGGGUUCUUUGUACACAUAUCAAUUUAUAAAUCGGGGACCUCAUGAUAAGGUCGCCGACCUCCCACGAGGUACCAGCAAACUUUGGCCAAUCAACAUCAUUCAGCUGCAAAUUGGCGCUUGUCCUUAAAUCAACGAACAACGAACAAACACAGGAACAGCGAUACAUCGGUACUUACUCAAUGAUACUGUGAGCCUCAAUCCGUCUAUCCCUUCUCACGUGCACACCCUUGUAUCACGCUAUCGAUUACCAACCCAACAAGGCUGAAAAUUUCAUCAUCAUUAAUCUGCCCCUUGGCUCAACAUCCAUUACGAUGUCGGCACUGCAUGCAAGCUGAGAUAUUUCUGAAACGCCAUCAAUCACCGUCUAAGAAUACACGGCUUAGAAUAUGUUUCUUCAUCGUUGUGGAACUUAUGCUCGAAGAGGCGUACUGAUCAUCAAUUAAGGUGCUUUUUAGUGUGUAAUAUUGACGUUUCGAAAUCGUCACACGUCCAAUCUAUAUCUCGAUCCUUGAGAUCAAUAGUCUGCUUAUGGGUCUAUAGUCACUAAGAAUUACUGAAAGACUAGGGUAGUGAAUUAUGAAUCGAUCACGACCUUCACUGAAUAUACUCGAGGUGCCAUUGUUCAAUAUCAUUAUCACAACUGAGUUGGAUUGUUACUUUUCUUAGCUGAGCAGAUAUCUUGCACUCAGUUUGUUGAAACUAUUCGCGCGAUUGACAAAUGGAAGAGGAAAAAAUGGAAUGUCACCCGUUGAAAAGUCCAGAUCUUCAAGUUGGAGUACGAGAUCGCGGUCUGUCCAAUAUUGAUUGAGCUGGUCCACAUUACAGUUGGUACUCGCAGGAAACACGUCGAUUCGACAAAUGGCAGUGAGUGAUGGGCGCCGCCCAGAAAUUUUGUGGUAGCGGGUAUAUCCGCUAAGGAAACCACUUUGUGAUAGGCACCAUCUAGAGCUGGUGCACAGCCAUUUCAUGAUCGGGCGACUUCCUUUUUUGGAUAUCCCAUUGCUACCGGUUCUAUUUUCACACGGCACGUCAGCGUUUUCUUCUCAUCUUGAUCAUGGGCUUGUUCCCUUUAAGCACAGCUUGCUCCAGGAGCUUCAAGAGACGUUGAAUCUACUUGGAUCCAACAUGGCCAACACUCUCUCUUUCCGGCAAUCAUCUUGAAAAUUUAUGGCUGUGCCUCCAAGUUAAGGUAUCGCCAAUAGUAGCUUACUUAGAGCUCUAUCAGGUCACAGGCUACUAUUAGCCUGAGCGCUUUUUUCCUUUUAACCCGUCUUGCUCCGAGUCCUUUGAACUUGUACAUAUAGAAAUGGGCAGUUGCCUUCGGUUGUUUCUUGUAACUGUCUCUAUAUAAAACCGAGUACUCAAAAUUUCAACACUAUGGCAUAUAACCGACAGGUUGAGGCCUUCAGAGAAGAAGAAUACCCUAUGAUGAAAGGGAAAACGUAUCUUGACCAUGCGGGCACAACUGUAUAUGCGAAGUCUUUGAUUGACAAAUUUUCCAAAGAAAUGGUGGGAAAUCUCUUUGGAAACCCACACUCGGCAUCAGCCCCGGCGCAACUUUCGGGGCAUGUCGUCGACUCCGUGCGUGAAAAAGCAUUGAGAUUUCUUGGGGCCGAUCCUGCUCAUUUUGACCUUGUCUUCACUGCAAAUGCUACUGCAGCGAUCAAAUUGGUCGCAGAAAGUUUCAGAGACUUGGCGCUAGAGAGUUCGACCUCGGGAUCAUUUUGGUACGGCUAUCAUAAAGAUGCUCAUACGAGUCUCGUUGGCCCGCGCGAACAUACCAAUGGACAGCAUCACUGCUUCACAAGCGACCAAGAAGUAGAAGACUGGUUACUUGGCUACAGAUCUCUUCCGGGAAGAAGGGAAGAUGAUGAAACGCCAGGAAUUCUUGCAUUUCCGGGGCAAUCAAAUAUGACUGGUCGUCGACUACCUCUCUCCUGGAGUAAAAAAUUACGGAGAUCGACUCGCAUUUCACAUCAGAAUACCUAUUCUCUCUUAGACGCUGCAGGCCUUGCGACAACAACUCAGCUUGACUUCAGUGAUCCCGACGCGUCUCCUGAUUUUACCGUCCUUUCGUUCUACAAAAUAUUUGGCUUCCCCGAUCUAGGAGCUCUGAUAGUUCGCAGGAAAUCGGCACAUAUCCUGACUUGGCGUAAGUACUUCGGCGGCGGUACAGUAUCGUCUCUAACCGUAAUACAUGAGGCAUCUUACCACAGGAAAGAUGCCACGAUUCAUGAUGGAUUAGAAGAUGGUACAUUACCAUUUCAUUCGAUUAUUGCACUGGGGUGUGCCAUCGAUGUGCACCAUAAUCUAUAUGGCUCAAUGGCCAACAUCUCCAAGCAUACGAUGUUCCUCACUCAUCGCCUCUACGAAGGCCUAUCAAACAUUCGCCACUCUAAUGGUCGGCCUGUUUGCGAAAUAUACCAUGACGCAACUAAUACCCACCCUUACACAGAUGCCGCCAUCCAGGGCGCUACUGUAGCAUUCAAUAUCCUACGGUCGGACGGUAGUUACGUGUCGUAUUCGACAGUAGAACGAUUAGCCAACCAGAAAGACAUAUACGUAAGAGCUGGUGGGCUUUGCAACCCUGGAGGCAUCGCAAGUUAUCUCAAGGUAGCACCUUGGCAUUUCAAGCGAGCUUGGUCAGCCGGUCAUCGCUGUAGUGAAUCUGACAAUACGGAGAUAAUCAAUGGAAAGCCUACGGGCGUGGUACGAGCCAGUCUGGGAGCUAUGUCGAUCCUUUCCGAUGUCGAUAUAUUCCUUGCAUUUAUGCUGGAAACAUUUGUUGAAGACAUAGGGCAGACUGUUAUCAUUACGGCGCAGCCGCGGAAGACAUUGCCAAUACUCAGAAGUCAGGAGGGUGUUGGUCCGGUUGUCGUGAAAGUACCCGGAAAUUGGCCUAUCAGAGAGCUUUUUCCCGUCAACACGGAAUUGGAACAAAACUCGAGAGAACAGCCGCUAAGACGAUAUGAGAUGUACAGUUAUGAGAUUGAUCGAGGGAGACCACGGACAAGCCAUUCAACAACUUACCAUUCCCCAGUUCAUCAUCUUUCAACCGGAUCGAAUGAUAGUGCGAUAGUGAUGUCGGCAACAGAAGUGAAAUAUUGGGAUGAUAUUAAUAAAGGAGGGGCCCACGAAACUUGGCCCGGAAAAUGGGAAAGAAGGCAUUCGAAUGAAAAUGAAAAGGCGAAAUCAAAAUCGGAGUCAUGGCCGACGGAAGAAAAGGGAAAAAAUCCGGAAAAGACGUUAUCGAAAGCCAAGAGUUUUUGGGGCUUGAAUAAAGUCGUCAAGGGCAGGACCAAGGGGUGAUCAUCCUGUUCUUAGUUGUAUUGCAUUUCAGGGUUGGUUCCGACUGCUUGGAACGAUCAUUUUAAAAAGUUUGGUGGGGUCAAGGGUGUGGUGAUUGAGGAGGCGCUGAGGAAGAUGAUUGUUGGUGAGAUGAUGCGUAGAUACAUCAUCAUGUAUAUGGUCGUGCAAUGGUGAUUUGUUAUACGUUAGGUUGCUGUUGUGUGUUGUUUGCCGUGCGCGAAGACUGCAUAUGCACGAUACUGCUUCUUGGAUUUAGUAUAUACAUAUUUAGUUUUCACAAACAGGCGCUCCUAGAUUUCGAUAUCUAAUAUCAUCGUCUGAUCUUUGGUGAGCUUAUGUGCGUUUGUGUAACUGGAUCUUGUCGUACGCGUGCAGCCUAUUUAGGAGGAAGGUGAGCCAACCAUUGUUAUUGCAUGCGUAUUAGUAUGCAUGUCAAGAAGUAUCUAUAUAAAUAACAUAAUAUAUCG